Messenger RNA from Astyanax mexicanus (Mexican tetra), 2164 nucleotides. RefSeq names its product carboxypeptidase N, polypeptide 1 (gene cpn1). NCBI's taxonomy places the organism in Eukaryota, Metazoa, Chordata, Actinopteri, Characiformes, Acestrorhamphidae. The coding region runs from base 148 to 1494 and encodes 448 amino acids. The transcript has 9 exons. The record is from RefSeq and is a predicted model, not a curated record. Gene Ontology annotation, biological process: proteolysis. Gene Ontology annotation, molecular function: zinc ion binding; metallocarboxypeptidase activity.
ACUGCUGAGCCUGUAAUAGAGAAAAAGGGAGAGGGAGAGGGAGAGAGAGAGAGAGGGGGAAGGAGAGCAAGACUGAACUUGAAAGAAAGAGUGUGAGAGAGUGAGUGAGUGAGUGGGUUUGUAAGUUUGUGGAGCUGAAGCUGAAGCAUGCUGUCUCUGGUGUGGUCUGGAGUUCUGCUCCUGGUGCUCUGGGCUCCAGAGGCCCAGGCCAUUGAUGACUUCCAGCACCAUGGCUAUGAGGAGAUGGUGCGUGCCCUGUUCUCUGUGCAGAGCCAGUGCCCCUACAUCACCCGCAUCUACAGCAUCGGCCGCAGCGUAGAGGGGCGCCACCUCUACGUGCUGGAGUUCAGCGACAGCCCUGGCAUCCAUGAAGCAUUGGAGCCGGAGUUCAAGUAUGUGGGCAACAUGCAUGGAAACGAGGUGCUGGGCCGCGAGCUCCUUAUCCACUUGUGCCAGUUCCUGUGUGAGGAGUACCUCGCGGGCAACCAGCGCAUAACCAGCCUUAUCCACAACACACGCAUCCACAUCCUGCCCUCCAUGAACCCAGACGGCUAUGAGGUGGCAGCCAGGCAGGGUCCAGAAUUUAACGGAUACCUAGUGGGCCGUGGGAACUCCAGAGAAGUUGACCUCAAUCGCAAUUUUCCAGACUUAAAUGGCCUCAUGUACUACUACGAGAAGAACAACGGGCAAAACCAUCACCUGCCCCUCCCUGACAAAUGGGAACUACAGGUUGAACCAGAAACGCUGGCAGUAAUUAAAUGGAUGCAGAACUAUAACUUUAUUCUAUCAGCAAACCUGCAUGGAGGAGCAGUGGUGGCCAACUAUCCUUUCGAUAAAUCUAGAGAGGCUCGUAUUAGAGGAAAGUCUACAUAUUCAGCCACCCCCGAUGACAAGAUCUUUAAAAAGUUGGCAAAAGCCUACUCAUAUGCUCACAGUUGGAUGCAUAAAGGCUGGAAUUGUGGAGACUACUUUGAGGAGGGCAUUACCAAUGGAGCCAACUGGUACUCUUUGUCCAAAGGCAUGCAGGACUUUAACUACCUCUACACUAACUGCUUUGAGAUCACUCUGGAGCUGAGCUGUGAUAAGUUCCCCCCAGCAAGUGCUCUAUCCAGGGAGUGGCUAGCCAACAGGGAGGCUCUGGUGUCCUACAUGGAACAGGUACACCACGGCAUUAAAGGAAUGGUCUAUGAUGAGAACAACAACCCCAUCGGCAAUGCAGAAAUCUCAGUGGCUGGCAUAAGCCAUGACAUCACCACUGGACCAGAUGGAGACUACUUCCGUCUGCUUUUGCCAGGGACCUACACUGUCACUGCCUCUGCAGCAGGGUACCAGCCCUAUAGCAGUACAGUCACAGUUGGCCCUGCAGAGGCCAUACAGUUACACUUCUAUCUGAAACCUGCACCUAAAGGGACAAACUUGAAUGUGAGGGGCCAUCAAGGCAAGAAAAACUUGUCCACUGCCAAGGUUCCUCCAGCCAACCUCGGCCCAAGAUAAAAACAACAAAAAAACAGAUGGACACUUCCCUCAACAAAGAGAAACUCCCAUCUCUUUCCCAGAAAUGAGAAGGAGGUGAAGAAUGUGGAGAGGCACAAGCUAACUCCGUCACAAACCUCACCUUUUCUAUUCAUUGAAAUAUAUCUUCCAGAGUCCUCCGUUUGUAUUGAUUUUUAAUAGAGUGUUUUUCCUACACGGGCAUUCUUUUGCUAUGAGUGUCAUAUUUAUGUAAUACAUAAGAAAUGUAUGUGUUAAAUAACAAUGAAAAAGUAAAAUGUGAAAAGUGUCAGGAAUAAUAUCCAUACUGUAAUUUAGGUAAUUAAGCAAUAUUAUGAAGUGCAACCCACAUUGUACAUCAGCACUUAUAGACAGUGAACAACAAGACCACAGUCAUCGAAGACAUUUUGCAGUCAAAAACUGCACCAUCAAAUAUGCCAGUAAUGUGGGUUUUUAAUCAGGAUUGUCUUGGGAAUUUGACAUUUUACAAACAUUUUACAAUUUGAAUAAUAAAAAUUCACCUUCUACAUUAAACUUGAAUUAUCUGAUACAUUAAGCAACAGACACAUUUCCCCUUCCUGUAAAUUUGUGAAUAUGUGUGCUAGAAAUGUUGGUCACAAGGACCUAUAAAAGUGAAUACCUUUUCAUUAGCUAAAGUAAAAUGUAAACUCUA